Messenger RNA from Macadamia integrifolia, 1723 nucleotides. Its product is annotated as equilibrative nucleotide transporter 3-like. Gene Ontology annotation, biological process: nucleoside transmembrane transport. Gene Ontology annotation, cellular component: plasma membrane. Lineage: Eukaryota; Viridiplantae; Streptophyta; Magnoliopsida; Proteales; Proteaceae. The coding region runs from base 170 to 1420 and encodes 416 amino acids. The transcript is spliced from 10 exons. The record is from RefSeq and is a predicted model, not a curated record. Gene Ontology annotation, molecular function: nucleoside transmembrane transporter activity.
AUACUAAUCAGGAGUCUAAUUUUUUUCCCCCUUUUAAAGGCCAUCAAUGAUGAAGGAAGAACAAAGAAAAUAAAGUGAAGUAAAGGCUACUGGAGUCUUCUGGAAUCGGGAGAGAAUAGAUUCAGAAUCACAGAGACCAAGAAUCUUGAGUUAUCAGAGGGGACCAACUAUGACUGCUCUUGGUGGAAAUGGUACUCCAUCCAAGAUUGAGGGAAGAAGUAUGGCAUUGUUUCUAUGUUGGGUCCUUGGAUAUGGGAGCCUUAUGUCUUGGAACAGUAUGUUGACAAUCGGAGAUUAUUAUAUGGAGUUGUUUCCGACAUACCAUCCUGCAAGGGUACUCACAUUGGUUUACCAACCUUUUGCAUUUACAACAGUUUCAAUACUUGCAUACAAUGAGGCCAGGAUCGAUACAAGAAAACGAAACUUGUUUGGAUAUAUCCUUUUCUUCAUUGCUUCGUUUAUGGUUCUAGUUGUGAAUCUAGCUACAUCUGGGAAGGGGGGAAUUGGACCUUUUGUUGGCAUAUGUGUACUUAGUGCUUGCUUCGGAAUUGCAGAUGCUUUUGUUCAGGGUGGAAUGGUUGGGGAUCUCUCUUUAAUGGCGCCCGAGAUGGUCCAAUCUUUCUUUGCUGGUCUGGCUGCAUCAGGGGCUCUAACCUCUAUUUUGAGGCUAAUUACAAAAGCUGCCUACGAUAAAUAUAAAGAUGGUUUUCGCAAAGGAGCUAUUCUUUUCUUUGCCAUCACUUCAUUUUCCGAGCUGGUAUGUGUUCUUGUAUAUGCAUUCAUCUUUCCCAAACUGUCAAUUGUGAAGUAUUAUCGUUCAAAGGCAGCUUCAGAAGGAUCGAAAACUGUUGCAUCUGACCUUGCUGUUGCUGGCAUUACAAUAUCAAGCCAAGAUGAAGAAGAUCCAAAACGAUCCGAGCGUCUGUCAAAAAAAGAAUUAAUUUUCCAGAACAUAGAUUAUUUAAUUUCCCUCUAUCUCAUUUAUGUGUUGACACUGUCAAUUUUCCCUGGAUUCUUAUCUGAAGAUAGUGGCACUCAUAGCUUGGGUUCAUGGUAUGUAGUUGUUCUAAUUGCAAUGUAUAAUGUCUGGGAUCUGGUUGGAAGAUAUGUUCCUCUCAUAAAAGGCCUGAUGAUGGAGUCACGAAAGGGCUUAAUGAUCUCCACUCUUUGUCGUUUUUUAUUUAUUCCGGCAUUCUACUUCACAGCUAAAUAUGGAGAUCAAGGUUGGAUGCUUAUGUUGACAUCCCUUUUGGGAUUGUCCAAUGGUUACUUCACUGUAUGUAUCAUGACUGCAGCACCCAAAGGUUACAAGGGACCGGAACAAAAUGCCUUGGGGAAUUUGCUUGUAGUAUCUCUUCUUGGAGGCUUAUUUUCAGGGGUAGUCCUCGACUGGAUGUGGCUCAUAGGCAAAAAAUGGUGAGGUGAUACAGAUAUUUUUUAAACCAUGAAUUGAAGCAUCUUCUCUCGAAGGAGAAGUUUUUCUUCCAUCAAAAUUAGGAGUGAUUCAUCAAUACAUGACAAUGAAAUGAAAGCUUGUAAGAUGUAAAUGGCUGCAGCGAAUGUUCCAGUCAUGUUCUAUGUACAUGAAUAAUGUGCAGACAAUGGCAUUUCCACACCAAUGGCUGUGUUUUACCUUCCUUGUUAUCAUUUCACUGUUGAAUGUAUUUGAAUGGUUCAAUUCAGGUAUUGGAAAGAUCAAUUGAUGGUCACUACUUUGAUUUCC